AAGUGAAAGAAAAAACAGCAUGAAAGCUUUGGAAAAACUCCGAAGGAUUGAAAGGUAGAGAAAAUGGAAAAAAAGGAUGGAGGAGAGGAAGGUGAUCUUGAGAGCAUGGCACUUGAAGAGAUCAUAAGAGAGACACAGAGAGGCAAAGAAAGAGCAAAAACAAUGGGACCAAUGGGAUGGAUAAAGUGCCCUUUGAUACCAACAAACAAAAGAUUUUUACGUAAUGUUGUUAUGGGAACUCUGACAGAUCACAAGAGAAGCAAUAAAAGAAAAGAAAGAAAACACCACAGAGAAAAUUCACAGGAAGAUAAUCGUUCCUCUAGCUCAUCACAAAGCCCUUUGAAAGAUGGGAGGAUUAAAGGAAAAACUAAAGUUAAAUAUGAACCAACAAGGAAGUCUUACUCAUCUUCAAAGUAUUCAAAUGAGGCGAGUGUGCGGGCAGUUUCUAAAGACAAAUGUUCACAAAGUACAAAAGACAAUGUUGCAGAUAAGGGGGCUAGUCAUAGUAAGAACCAUAAUAAUGAGAAACCUAGUAAUGAAAGGAAACACAGUAGAAAACACAAGUCACCAGAAGAACAUGUAAAUAGACAUGAAAAGCGCAAAAGAAACAGGAGGGAGUGAAGUAUUUUAAACCUAACUGCAAAUCACGAAAUCUGUAACAUAAUGAUAUAACCUGCCUGAGUAGCAUGGAAAGAAGGUAUAUUAUGAAGGACAAUACUCCAGGCCGCAGCUAUACCACCUAAAUGGAGGGGGACACUCGAUUUUAUUUUUCAACUGGGUGAAUAUAAAUUUAACAUGAAUAAAAAAACCUUAUACAUAAUUUUAUUUAAAUCAUUUUGCAAAUCUCUCUAGAGAUCACCAGGGAUUAAGCAAAUCCUUCCAAGGUUUCCUAGGCCAUGGAAAAUUAUUUUUCAAUGACUCCGCAAUUCGUUGUUGUCAAUCACAGAUGAAAAAAAAUAUCAUAUCUACUGAAUUUAUUGAGCAAAUUAUAUAAGAUUAUACAUAAGCUAUAUAGCAUUAAAUAACU
Dendronephthya gigantea is the source of this 1027-nucleotide messenger RNA. Its product is annotated as protein POLR1D-like. The transcript is spliced from 4 exons. Bases 64 to 621 code for a protein of 185 amino acids. NCBI's taxonomy places the organism in Eukaryota, Metazoa, Cnidaria, Anthozoa, Malacalcyonacea, Nephtheidae. The record is from RefSeq and is a predicted model, not a curated record.